This is a messenger RNA of Gongylonema pulchrum, 1014 nucleotides long. Lineage: Eukaryota; Metazoa; Nematoda; Chromadorea; Rhabditida; Gongylonematidae. The record is from the annotation of a GenBank genome assembly.
AUGGGCGACGCAUGGUGCCCAUUGCAGGGGCUGCUUCUUGGGCGAGAAGGCCCUUCCUCCCUCGUUUUGUUGCAAUUCAUUUUGCCCUUCUCAGUUUCGGACGUUUCGAGUCGGUUUGCCGUUCAUUUCGAGCUUGAAUUUUUCUCGGUGCUGACACUCGAAGACAUCGCACUUUCACUGAAACGAUGUUCGGGAAAUCGCCGUUUGGCGCCUCCAAUACGUCUGCUUUUGGAAGAAUUUUUCUCGGUGCUGACACUCGAAGACAUAGCACAUCCACUGAAACGAUGUUCGGAAAAUCGCCGUUUGGCGCCUCCAAUACGUCUGCUUUUGGAAGCAGUUCGUUGUUUGGUUCGACUGCGAAUCGACCAGCAACCGGUUUCGGGGCGCAAACAACGACGCAAGGCUCAAGCCUGUUUGGACAAAAAUCACUUUUCGGCUCUUCUGGCCAAACAACAUCACUUUUCGGAAGUACUCAGCCAGCAUCCACGUCAUCAACGUCACUUUUUGGCCAGUCAAAGCCGUUGUUCGGCUCAUCGACCACCUCACAGUCAUCCGGUUUCGGCACCAGCGGCACGUCACUGUUUGGAACCACUCAAACCACACAGCCCACUGGCGGCCUUUUUGGAUCCGGCUUUGGAGCAUUUGAACGGUAUCUCUUUAGCAUCAUCGGUUACUGGAACGACAGUCAAAUUUGAGCCACCAUCAGGCACCGAUACAAUGAUUCGUAACGGCACAAAUCAAACAAUAAGCACCAAGCAUAUGUGCAUCAGUGCGAUGAAACAGUACGAGAGCAAAAGUUUGGAGGAACUGCGAUGUGAGGAUUACUUAGCAAAUCGCAAAGGUCCUCAAAGUGGCGGAAUAACAUUCGGUCAAACGUCACAGCCUUCGACCUCACUGUUUGGUACCAGUGCAACGACAACACAGUCAUCACUGUUCGGCCAAAAUAAACCUCUUUUUGGAAGCUGUAAGUUUGCCAUUUCCCUCAUUUUCAAAUUUUCGCUGAUGAUUUUAUAA